Messenger RNA from Dreissena polymorpha, 381 nucleotides. RefSeq names its product calreticulin-like. The record is from RefSeq and is a predicted model, not a curated record. The transcript is spliced from 3 exons. NCBI's taxonomy places the organism in Eukaryota, Metazoa, Mollusca, Bivalvia, Myida, Dreissenidae. Bases 1 to 381 code for a protein of 126 amino acids.
AUGCAAGCUGGCUUUGAUUUGAACACGUCAACCGGCACAAUUCCUAUGCAAGACUAUGCUCAGGAAACCCUUGCGGGAGGUGACCGUCGAGCCGGACAGAAGAACAGCUGGAUGGUGUGCGGGCUCACUACACACGGCGCCGGAUACUGUGAGAUUGGACUGGCUGUCCUGUACUGUCUUAAUGAGCCAUCCCAUCUGGCAGUCGCAGUUGAGCGGAUUGAGGAGGACAAUGUCGAUGAUGCUGAGAAGGAGGAGGACGAAAAGGAGGAAAAAGUGGAAAAGGAGGACAAUGUGGAGGACAAGGAGGAGAACAAGGAGGAGAACGAGGAUGAAGACAAGGAGGAGGACGAGAAGGAGGACGAGAAGGAGGACGAUGAGUAG